Galdieria sulphuraria is the source of this 2686-nucleotide messenger RNA. Its product is annotated as archaeal ATPase. The transcript has 2 exons. Bases 92 to 2143 code for a protein of 683 amino acids. The record is from RefSeq and is a predicted model, not a curated record. Lineage: Eukaryota; Rhodophyta; Bangiophyceae; Galdieriales; Galdieriaceae.
CAAUCAAACGUUUGAGCAUUGGACUUUUAAAGAAGAUUGAUCGAUCAUUGUUGUAUUUUUCUGUUGCAUAAUUUACUUCAUAGCUUACGAUAUGUCUAGUGAGCUUGAACCAGAAACCGUAUAUGACAUGGUUGUAGUACACCGAGAAAAUGAUGUUCGUGUAGUAACACUGCAGUUAUUUCAGCUAUACACUCUCCGUAAACUUGAUCGCCAUUUCAAACCAGUCAUACCCUUUGGUCCUCACCUCUUCGGAAGUGGAAAGACGAAAUUCGUACAAAGUUACUUGGAACUGGUGAAUAAUAUGGGUGAAAGUGCACUGAUAGGUCUCGAUUACGUUUAUGAGUCUGAGAAGGCCAACCGAAGAGGUUUCCUGGAGAAAUUAAAAAGGGCUUCGUUGCUUUAUGCGGAUUUAAGGCGGUUGGAGCCCACAGUCCCCAUAGAGUUUUUUCGAAACCUGAAGUGGGCAGUCUACUAUUUGUUAAUAAAGGCUGCCUGCUCUCAAGUUGGCGCGGAAAUUUUUCGAAAGAUUCCUUCUGAUCAAUAUCUUCUGAUAGCAUUUGAUGAAGUUGGUGUCCUAGACGAAAGUCUCGACGAAUUUCAUUUCAAGAGAACCCAUGACGGAAGAGUUCGACCUUACAAUGACUUUUUCGGUAUCAUUAGUCAAUUGUGCAAAGAACCCGACUUGUUUUUUAUUGUUGUUGGGAAAAGUGAAGGCUUAAAUAUAUAUAAUUACGUAGCUUCAGUCUCAAGGGUUCAGUUAGUGUUUAUUCCUCUUUCGCCGCUUGAGAAACAUAGUAUCGUGGAACAUUUGGAGAAAAGUUCUUCCUUUUUAUUCCCUGGGAGCCCAAAGGUUUCAGAAAUUCUUUGUCACAAAGACUUCUCAACUAGUGAACUUGCAGAAUUGUUGUUGGAAUUGACUGGUGGUGUUCCUGGUUUACUUGUUCGAGCAAUCAGUUACCUUUUGCUGUAUAAAUCAUCCAACAACAAUUUCUUAUUAUCUAAGGAAACCUUCUUGAUCAUAAUGAAUGGUUUUUUAGUAACAAAUUAUUGUGUUGCGCCAUUCUUACCUCGUCUGAUAAGUCUCAGUGAGCAGCGUAAGCGCUUGUUAAGAAUGCUUACGUUAUUAUCUUUGUAUCGUAUUCGAUUUGAUUUUGAUGAAACUGUGCAAAUAAGCUCAAAUUCUGAUGUGUUUUUGUUUGAUCUAGUUACAGAUAUGUGUCUCUAUCGUCGAUUGGUUAUAGAACCAGACUGCAACGAGCGCUACGAAGUGUUGAUUCCCAAGUUACUGAUUGAAUAUAUUGACCAAGGCUUAAAGGAUGAUCGUUUAGAAUGGUUACUUUUACAAACCCUCAAGUCUCAAUCUGUUGAAUUCUUUUAUGAGUCGAAAUGUCGAAUUUUGGAAGGUCUUAUUGCUACACUGUUUUAUUUACAUUUUUCUCGGCGUUCUACAAACAGCUCAAUGUUUUCUACUCUUGGUCAAUUGUCUCGUGUUUGGAAUGAAAUGAAUUUACAAUUUUCUUCCGAAUCUGCUGCUUAUUAUAUGAAAUCUAUACAUUAUACCAGAACUGUAUCAGGAAUGGAGAGAAUGACAUUUGGAAGCAAUAAUGAAUGGGAAAGGAUAGUGGAAGAAAUGUUAGAAUUUGAAAGGAUAUAUAUUCCAUUUCAUUCAACUUUUCAUAGUCCGAUAUAUUAUUCAUUCAAGUUGCAUGGAAGAACGAAUGAGAAGAACUUGAUUGUGGGUAUUGCUUGUAAAGGCCGAUGGAGUCGUAAUGGUAUUCGAUGGAAUGAAAUUUUGGAAGAAGCUCACAAGUUUUUAAAAGCAGUGCAUGAUCAAGUAUUGACUAGUCAUCCUACAUGGCAUUGUAUGUUGAUUAUUAUGAGUACUCAAUUAGCAACCAACGUAUCUGAGGACUUGAAUCAUUCUAGUCGUUGUUAUUCAUCUGGCGAUAGUGUUGGAGAAUUCUUGAUUCCUCACAACUGUGAAUUGGUUAUUCUUUCUGAAGCUGAUGUAGAAAACUUUAUUGGCAAAGACAUUUUAUCAAAUUUAAGGAAGGCUUUCAAGUCUGUGGAUAAUCCACAUUCGAGAAAUAUUGGCGUUUCAACCCUACAAGAAAUAGUUUUAUCUCUUUCCAAAAAUAUUUAGGAAUAUCUUGUUUUAAUACCUGACAAUUUUUCCAAAAAUAGACACUUUCAAAAGUUGUUAUGAAUCGGGCUAUUUUAUAAGACACUUUCAAAAUUAUGUCAACUUCAGGAAAUUUAUUCCUCUAACCACAGUUGCAUGUUUUGGAUGAUACAUUCUAUUGUUAUUGGCAGUAUAGUGUAUAAAUUGAGGUUACAACAAAGCCGAACUCUGACUUCAAAGCUCCUCUGGUUUUCAUGAAAAGCAACUCAUAAUUUUCUUUUUGACAUUUUCUUAUAGUGACAAGAGGAAUGUUCCUCUCGUACAGAUAAAAUGUUCCAUAAUGGAAAGAGAAUAUCAUGUUUGAUUUUUUUGAGAAUAAACGAUUCCAUGCCUAAUCAAUGAGUAGUUAUUUUUUUAUCCUAGAUGUUGUUCUACUAUAGAACUUUCUGGUUGUAAACUUGACUUUAUUUUAAUAGGACAUUGAAUGUUAUACAAGUGUGUCUCUGAUAAUACUGAAACUUUCAUUUUUCUACUUUACAAUGCUGUAGGAAAGGAACAUCACAA